Messenger RNA from Rodentolepis nana, 942 nucleotides. The record is from the annotation of a GenBank genome assembly. Lineage: Eukaryota; Metazoa; Platyhelminthes; Cestoda; Cyclophyllidea; Hymenolepididae.
AUGGAUAUUAGCUUUCGUACUGUUUUCACACUACUCCUCGCCUUAGGUUUAGUACUUUCAAAUGCAAAUGAGAAUGUUCUUGAUGAAACGGUGCGUUUGCUUAAAACGAUCCCAAGAAAAGACGGUUUAAUACUUCUAAGUUCGGAUAUAUUUGAGAAGUAUAUCCUGCCCUAUCAACGAAAUUUCUCAAUUGUGUUCAUUAUUGCAUCUAAGAAGGCUCAAUGUGAUCCCUGUGGACCUGCAAUGGAUGCUCUCGCUAACAUUGCGGGAAAGUGGAAGAAGGAUCAUCAAGAUUCCUCUGAAAUUUUCUUUGGUUUCGUAGACUUCUUGGAUAAUAUGGAUUUAGUGAGAAUGUUGAAUAUACAGACUGCUCCUUUUGUAUAUCACAUUGGUCCUCACCAAUCUAUGCGUGAAUGGGAUAAGAUUAAUGAUUUCAAAAUUGUUAGCCAUCCAGCUUUGCUUGCCGACUGGAUUUCAAAAUUAUCAAAUGUCAAAGUCGAAGCUUCUGUCCCUAUGGAUAUGAGUCUGAUAUACUUAGCUUCUCUCCUCCUUAUCAUCGCCUAUCUUUUUUACAAAAUUAAGUGGUUCAGAAGUGUGAAAUUCGUGGGCAUUUUGUGUUUGUGUUUUAUCUGCUCAAUGCUCUCGGGAUUAAUGUUUGUUAACAUCCACAAUACGCCUUUCAUAUCAUCUCAGGGUGGGCAAAUAAUCUUUAUUUAUCCUCGAAAUGGAGCCCAACUUGGCUCUGAAGUGCUCCUUAUAAUGUCUUUUUAUGCCAUGACAAGCGGUGGUGUAGUGCUUCUUACCACUAAUUGCCCUAAGUAUCGGAAGAGGAAAUUCCUUCAUUCGAUUGGAGUUUUGGUGAGUCUUGCUUUGACUGUGGUAGGCUUCAACCAAUUGGCUACCUGCUACUCUGGUAAAACCGGUCAAACAACUUAUCAGUAA